Cyphomyrmex costatus is the source of this 4887-nucleotide messenger RNA. RefSeq lists its product as uncharacterized. The transcript has 4 exons. Gene Ontology annotation, biological process: DNA integration. The record is from RefSeq and is a predicted model, not a curated record. NCBI's taxonomy places the organism in Eukaryota, Metazoa, Arthropoda, Insecta, Hymenoptera, Formicidae. Gene Ontology annotation, molecular function: nucleic acid binding. Bases 1 to 4887 code for a protein of 1628 amino acids.
AUGGAGGAUAGGUUAAAGAGGUUAAGGAUACGUAGAGGCCAACUAAAGGCGUUGUGUAAAAGAGCGCAUAAUACACUCAGUUCUAAUGUUGUCAACGAGCUCAAUGUAGCACAAUUAUUAGAGCGUAAAGCCAAAAUUGAAGUCACGUGGUCACAAUUCGACGAGAUUCAGUCGGAAAUCGAAGAGUUGCUAGAUUCGGCGGACACAAUCGCGACACACGAAGCCGAAAAAAGCGACUUCGAAGAGACAUAUUAUGACAUUAAGUCAAGGUUUCAGGAUUUAAUUAUUUCUCGUGGCGCAACGGCCACUUCGGGCGCUGAAGCGCGUUCCACGAGCACCAAUCGUAAUCGAGCAUUAACAGGCAAUCUGAAAUUACUAAAAAUUGAUUUACCAUCUUUUUCAGGAUCCUACGAGGAAUGGUAUCCGUUCCAUGACACGUUUCAGUCACUUAUUCACAGAGAUCGUUCAAUCACUGAAAUUCAAAAAUUUCAUUAUUUAAAGGCAGCGCUUAAAGGAAAGGCUGCUGAAUUAAUUCAGUCACUCGAGAUGUCGGCUGACAAUUAUGAGCAAGCCUGGCAAAUGUUAAUAAAGCGAUACGACAACAAGCGACUCAUCAUUCAAAAACAUCUCAGGGCACUAUUUGAGCUGCCAACGAUUUCUAAGGAGAAUUUUGCAGCGCUUCGCCAGUUAGUCGAUGAAGUUCUCAAGCACACCAGGGCCUUGAAGGCAAUGGGCCGCCCAAUUGAUUCAUGGGACGACCCUAUCAUAUAUCUAGUAACAGGUAAAUUGGAUCACAAUACCAAUAAAGAGUGGGAAGACACUAUCGCAGGAAAUGACAUUCCCACGCUGCAGCGUUUAAUGGAAUUCUUAGAGCAUCGAUGUCAUACGUUAGAAGCUGUCAAUAGAAAAGGUUCUUCGGUGCAGGCGCAAGCAAAGGCUGGACAAGAAAAGGUUUCGGCUCUCGUUAGCACCAAGGCGGCAGCAUGUCAAAAAUGCAAGGAAAAUCACCAGAUAUAUUCAUGCAAGCAGUUUUUAGAGCUUUUACCAGAGGAACGUCUAAACUUCAUAAAGGAGGCAAAAUUAUGCUGGAAUUGUUUGAAAGUCUCAUCACAUAUAGCCAAGGAUUGCAAGGCUGGCAGUUGCAAAACAUGCGGAAAACGGCACAAUUCUCUACUUCACAUUCCUGGUAACACAGCCGAAACAAAGGUCUCGAAUUCCUCAAAUCAGAUCACAGAGCCAACAGGCAAUUCAUCCACGUCUAAUGUAGCACACGCAACUAUGUUAAACGUAUGUUCGCAAGUUUUCUUAUCAACGGCAGUUGUCAACGCCCACGAUAAUCAAGGAAACAAACAAGCAUGUCGCAUUCUGCUUGAUUCCGGUUUGCAGUCAAAUUUUAUAACUGAAGAUUUGGUGCAACGUUUAGGCCUCACAGUGAGACCGAUCGAUGUCUCUAUAGUCGGAGUUAAUCAUGCUUACAGUCAAGUCAAGAAAAUGGUACAAGUGCAAUUAAGUUCAAGAUAUUAUUCAUACAACAUUAUCAUCAAUUGUUUAGUCUUGAAGAAAAUCACAGAACGAUUACCUAAUGUCACCAUAGACAAGAGCAUUUUCAAGAUACCACCAAAUUUGCCCAUCGCAGAUCCAAAUUUUAAUCAAUCAACAGAUAUUGAAGUACUCUUAGGUGCAGAAAUAUUCUGGAGCACUCUGUGCGUUGGACAAAUCAAGGAAACAGCAGAGCAUCCGUUACUUCAGAAAACCCUUUUUGGAUGGGUUCUAAGUGGAAGAUAUCCGGGCAUCACUACGCCCAUAGAAACAGUACAUUGCAAUGUAACAACGAAUCAUCUCAAUCUCGAACGAGCCAUCGAGAGAUUUUGGCAGACUGAGCAAAUCUCUACGACGCCAGUGCUCACGGCCGAGGAAAGACAAUGCGAAACUCAUUACAAGGAAAAUCAUUACCGGGCUGAGGAUGGUCGUUUCGUUGUAAAGUUGCCCAUCAGGGAAAAUGAACUGCAAACACUAGGAAAUUCUUAUGAUAUCGCUUUGAAACGCUUUCACGCUUUGGAAGGCAGACUGAGUCGUCAUCCUGAAUUAAAGGCAGCAUACACACAGUUCAUGCAGGAAUACAUCGACCUUGGCCAUAUGAAUCCUAUCAAGGCGAAUUCACAAGAAACAGCUGUAUCAUAUUACAUGCCACAUCAUGAGGUCAUCAAGAGUACUAGUACCACCACUAAGACUCGUGUAGUUUUUGACGCGUCAUGCAAGACAGACACCGGGGUAUCGCUAAAUGAUGUCCUCAUGAUAGGACUAACAUUGCAACCAGAUUUAUUCUCUAUUUUAAUCAAAUUUCGCAUGUGGAAAUACGUUAUUUCAGGAGACGUGACGAAGAUGUAUCAUCAAAUCUGGGUUGAUAAAUCUCAACGGAGAUUACAAAGAAUUUUAUGGCGAAGCAACGACACAGAGGAAGUGCGAACUUUUGAAUUAGCCACCGUGACAUAUGGUACUGCAUCCGCAUCGUUCCUUGCGAUACGAUCCUUGCAAGAAAUAGCAAGACUGGAGCAGGACAGCUCACCGAUAGGAGCAUCAAGAAUCCUAUCUGACUUUUACGUAGAUGACUUUCUAAGUGGUGCCAACAGCAUUGAAGAGCUCAUCGAAAUAUGCGAUCAAGUGAACAUGAUAUUAACUAAGGCAGGAUUUAUUUUAAGCAAAUGGGUCUCCAAUGAACAGGCGGUCCUGGAUGGCAUUUCUGCGACGUCUGCAAACUUCAUUCUAAACAUUAGCGAUAGCACAAGCUUACGUACCUUGGGCUUACAAUGGGAUUCUCAAGGGCCAAUUAUCACUACAGCGAAGAUUCUCAUACAGCAACUGUGGGAACUUAAAGUUGAUUGGGACGAAUCCUUGCCCAGCGACAUUCAAACGCAGUGGGCACGUUAUGAAGCGGAACUUCCAAUGUUAAAUCAACUUCAAGUCAUGCGAAGAGUUGUGCAUUCUGACCAUACGGAAUUAGAGUUAUGUGGUUUCGCUGACGCCAGCGAAAAGGCGUACGGAGCUUGCGUCUAUGUCAGGAGCAAGAUUUCACAAGAGACAUACAAGGCAAGUCUGCUGUGUGCAAAAUCUCGAGUCGCUCCGUUGAAGAAUCUGUCUUUACCACGCCUUGAAUUGUGUGCAGCUUUAUUAUUAGCACAAUUAAUGCACAAGAUACUAGAGUCUGUAAGCAUCGUAUUCACACAUGUCUAUUAUUGGUCAGAUUCUACAAUAAUAUUAUCAUGGAUAAAGUCACCUCCAAGAAGAUGGAACACGUUUGUAGCAAAUCGCGUGAGCGCGAUUCAAGACUUUUCAGAUCCAAAUAAUUGGUUUCAUGUAGAUUCAUUACACAAUCCUGCGGACAUAAUCUCAAGAGAAUUACCUGAAGCUAAGAGGACAGUAUUGGCUGUAGCGGCGCAGCAGGAGCCUUUGGAGUUUUUCAGCAGAUACUCAUCUUUCAAUAAGUUAACACGAGUUCAAGGUUAUAUUCUGCGUUUUAUCCACAAUUGCCAUACAAAUGAAAUCAAACAUCAAGGAGAAUUAUCAGCAAUUGAAAUUAACUCAGCUAUAAAUUCAUUGGUCAAGAUGAUACAAGCAUCUACUUUUUCGAUUGAACUCAAAUUAUUGCUAAAUAAUCAAUCGUUGUCAAAGAAUAGUAAGCUUUUACCUCUCAAUCCUUUUCUAGAUGAACAAGGAAUUAUGCGAGUCGGUGGCAGACUUCAAAGAGCUGAUCUCCCAUACUCAGCGAAGUAUCAGAUGUUAUUACCAGCUAAUCAUCCCUUUACAAAAUUAUUAAUAGAAAAUGAACAUUCCAGAUUACUACACGCAGGGCCACAGGCAACUUUAGCGUCUAUUCGUCAAAAAUUCUGGCCUUUAAAUGGCAGAAACAUAGUGCGACUUAUAAUUCGAAGAUGCAUCAAGUGCUUUCGUAGCAAUCCUUCAAUUAUUCAGCCGAUCAUGGGUAACCUCCCCAGAGCACGAGUUCAAGUAUCUCGACCGUUUUCAAACGUGGGAGUGGAUUUUUGUGGACCGUUCCACGUUCGCGAAUCCAAACGGCGUAAUUCAAGGACCAACAAAUCAUAUGUUGCUAUCUUUGUUUGUCUAGCAACCAAGGCUGUUCACGUGGAAAUGGCUUUCGAUCUUUCAGCUGAAGGCUUCAUACACGUUUUAAGGCGUUUUAUCGGGCGCCGAGGCAAGCCAAGUGAUAUCUACUCCGACAAUGCUACGAAUUUUAUAGGAGCGGAUCGUAAACUGAAAGAGUUGCACAAAAUGUUCAUUGAGGAAGUACGCAACUUAACACGAGAUUGCGCUAUUCAAGGUAUACAAUGGCACUUCAUACCGCCUAGAACCCCCCACUUUGGCGGCAUAUGGGAGGCCGCAGUCCGAUCAUUUAAAACUCAUUUCCGAAAGGUGGUCGGUGCGACUUUAUUAACGACAGAUGAAAUGCAAAUCUUUUCCAUCCAAAUAGAGGCUAUUUUAAACUCCCGUCCCAUCUCGGUCCUUUCUAAUGAUCCUAAUGAUUUAACGUACCUGACGCCUGGGCAUUUUCUCAUUGGGAGCGCACUUACCGACAUUCCUGAGCCAACUCUGUUGGGCAUUCAAGAAAAUAGACUUACUCGAUGGCAAAAGGUCGAUCAGAUGCGUCAGCAUCUGUGGAAGAGGUGGAAACUCGAGGAUAUUAAUGUAGUCCCUGGAAACAUGGUGCUUGUGAAAGAGGACAACACACCGCCAUUGCAUUGGCCUAUCGGCAGAGUGCUAGAAACACAUCCUGGAGACGACGGUGUUGUCCGCACUGUUACGAUUAAAACUACUAAAGGGAUAUUCAAAAGGCCAGCGAACAGACUGAGCUUGCUUCCCAUGGAGCAUUAA